Molecule: messenger RNA, 549 nt
Organism: Trichoderma citrinoviride
Lineage: Eukaryota; Fungi; Ascomycota; Sordariomycetes; Hypocreales; Hypocreaceae
Exons: 3
Coding region: 1-549 (182 amino acids)
Source: RefSeq, a predicted model, not a curated record
AUGCAAUACAAAGUGAACGAGUGCCGCACCGCCCGUGUUGCUGAGGUCCUGUCCGACUUCCGAACGCUCCAGUACUAUAUUGCAGCCGGCCCUGUCGAGCCAGAAAACGAGGAGGACUACUACACCGAGGGAUGGGCGCUCUUGCGGCAAUGCACUGUCGACGGGCAGUACAUUCUGGACGUGGCCGCCGAUACCAGGGUACCCUCGGCCCAAGGGGGAGAGGAAGAGCAAGCCAAAGCCGAGUUGCAGCAGGUCUUGCUUGAUGCUUAUGCGCGACGGCACGAGGGGCAAAAGAUACUGCUGAGACAGGCAGCGGCGCAGCGAUGGAUCGAGUACCGAGAACAGGUCUUGCAGGGCCAACGACCACAUCCGGGGAACCAUGCCCAGCUGCAAGCCCUGGACAACCAGCUUCGAGCGGAAUUGGCCGCCAUCACUGACGAAUACGUCUAUGCUGAGCUGCUGUCUGCGGAUCAGGCGCAGGGCCGCUGGACAGUCGAAGAUCCGAGUUUGCGAAGAAUCCAGCGCUGGCUUCAGUCUCGACGACGGUAA